Messenger RNA from Durusdinium trenchii, 1053 nucleotides. NCBI's taxonomy places the organism in Eukaryota, Dinophyceae, Suessiales, Symbiodiniaceae. The record is from the annotation of a GenBank genome assembly.
AUGGCUCCAAAUCCGUACCUUGUUUUGGGCGUUCAGGUGGGUGCUGCUCAGGAGGAUGUCAAGCGAGCCUACCGCGCGCUGGCCUUGCAAUGCCACCCAGACAAGCGCCCACCAGAGGAGAGGGAUGUGGCAGAGCAGCUUUUCAAGGACUUGCGGCAAGCCUACGACACUUUGAGGGACCCUGAGAAGCGAAGAAUAUUUGAUGCUGCAAAUGGCAGGCCCAGGAGCUGCCAGAGAUUUCCAUCAGGCCUGGCAGCAUCAAUUCUGCGGCGCCAUUCACGCAGGCCUCGAUCAGCUUGCACACCUGAUUCCGAGUGUAGCUGGAGUGCCAAAGUCGUGCACAAAGACAAAUCAGACAAAGCAGGAGGCAAAGCAGGACCAGGAGGAAGCACCUCUACUUCUACAGCACCAAUUGUAGCACCUCCGGCUUUUUCAGACCACAUUUGGUUUGCUCGGGGUUCGGCCUCAGUUGGCCGUGCGUACAAAGGACAGGAAGUAGAAGAGCUCGCAUUUGACAGGCAGAGUGCUUUGCUUGCCGCAGCUAGCUGGCUUCGCGGGAAUCCACGAGGCACUUGUCUCUUAGAAGUGCGUGGCUGCUCCCAAAGAGGAGAAGUGUCCUGGCGCCAGCAGGAGCCUUUGGCAAAAGCACGUUGUGAGAAAACAAUGAGUUUUCUAACAAAGCAGUUCAACGUACCUGCUGAUCAGUUGCGAUCAGCUGCACAGAUAAAGGAUGACUUCCAGGGUGUGGAGCUGAUCGGUAUGAGACGUCUUUGCGUGGAUGGAGGCUUCCUCAAUGAAGGCUCCUUACUGCUCGCCGAUGAGAUGACCAUUCCAGCGAUAACACGCUAUCUUUUGGCCGAUCCUGCGGACAAUCGAAUGCUGUUCUUUGAGGUCGUUUGCUCUGAAGGUUUGCAGACGCUGGCUUCAAGACGAAAGGCUGCUCUUCUGGCCGCUCUUAGUGGACCAAACCGUCUGAAGAGAAGAGUCUCAGCAAACACUCGAUGUGGGGGGAAGGAUGAGGUUAUUUUCUACACCUUUGAGUGCUGCCCCUAA